Talaromyces stipitatus ATCC 10500 is the source of this 2652-nucleotide messenger RNA. RefSeq lists its product as uncharacterized. The record is from RefSeq and is a predicted model, not a curated record. The transcript has 5 exons. Bases 513 to 1721 code for a protein of 402 amino acids. Lineage: Eukaryota; Fungi; Ascomycota; Eurotiomycetes; Eurotiales; Trichocomaceae.
GACGUAAAAAAAGGGAGAAACGACAGAUCCCGAAGCGAUCUAUGACGCUGAUUCAGCCUUUUUUUCUGCUGCGUACAGAGUAGUCAGGGAGGACAAGAAUCGCAGUCGCUCAAUAGGUGUAUGAAUCCUGGACUAAAUGCUGAGAAUAGGAUGAUGUCACGUUCAUAUGAUCGCAUCCCCGGCUUGGCACUUGAAUUAUUCCUCUGCGCUGCCACUGCCAUCAAAUCUCCAUUUCUCCAUCAGACCACGACAACCUACGAAUACGUAUGCCAACUGUUGACUCGUCAGUGAUCCAUUUCCCGUCGCAUUUUCUCCGGAACAAAAGGCGGCUUCGCUUUCAGACUGGCGCCGAGACAUACACCACCAACCACUAUCAUCAUGACCGCAGCCCUGGCUUUCAUCGAAUAAACAAGAAACCCAACGGCUAAAUCCGGUGUCGAGUUCAUUCAAAUAUACUCAAGUUCGAUCAGAGCAAUCGAUAUCAGUACUGCCCUUGAUUCGAUCGUUGCCACAUGGCGGACGCCGUUGAGACCACCACCGACGGCCCUCCCCCGUUGCCCUACUCUCUACGCCAGCGAAAACGCUCCAUUGCUUUCUUCUGGACGCUGUUCAUUAUCGAUACAUUAAUACAACCGCUCGUUUUAUACUAUGCGCUUCGAUAUGGAACAAGUCUGUCGUUGAAUUUGGUCUUCUCCAUCAGUACGGCCGCGUUGGGAGGUGUCUCCGUCUUUGAAUAUUUCUUCCGAUUGUAUAAUUUGAUGCGAAGCAAGUCACGGGCUAGACCGCUCAAUGCACGCAAAUCAUGGCUUGACUUUUUUCAAAUCAACUUCACCAUCGUGUGGUUGAUCCUGGCGGUGGAAUUGAUUGUUGGAACCGUCCCAACCAUCCCAUACAUUCGCCUCCUGGCCAUGCCUCUUCCUACCGUCAUGUUCUACUUUGGUGGCGUCCACCUUACCCUCGACAUUCUUCGCAUGUCCGGCCACAAAGCUCCGUUCCGAAUUUCCUCGACUCCUCAAGGCUCCGUAAUGCCUACCGCCCUUUAUGUGCUCGUCGAAGAUAUUGUUGCCGUGGACGGAGGCGGUGGCCAGAGCUACCGCUACGCCCUUCGAAGACGGUACUUGUCAAGCCCGUAUUUUCGGCGCAUGCUUUUUGAAAUGAACUGUUUCUGGGCUGGUGGAUCUUUAGUUGCGGCGGCUGCCAUUACGGCCAUUAUCUUUACUACCCCGAUUAAUGUGGCCUAUACCCUCGGUUGGUCACUACCAUUCGCCUGGGCCGGUCUCUGGACCCUCAUCACUUUCCCCUGGGUCCAAGCCGAACUGCGUCACGAAAAGGAAACAUGGCACCUUGUACAGCAACACGACGGCGGAGAGCCCUUUACAGACGACAUCACAGCCAAUCCACGCACACGCAUGAACUCAUUCCAAGCACGCAUUUUACCAUUUACCGCUCGCGAAAAACAGCUUUCACCAGAGAGAGAAUCAUCCAUAGCAGAGGAACCGGGGUCCGCCCAGGACAAUGAGAACAUUCCCGCAGACCACACCACCAGAGCCCCUGCCGGCGACGAUGAGAAUUUCGUAGGCACCGUGACUGCCGAAGAAGGUACUAUAGGCGCCGGUGGGCUUGAAAGAAGCGCAUCUCGUCACGAUCAUGAAAUAGCCACCAAUAAUGAUAAUAAGUCCGAUAAUACCCCCGAUCCCAGUCGAGACCUCGAAAAGCAAUAGCAAUAGCAGGGAUAAUCAGCAUUAUCCUUAUCCUCGCGUCCAUCUACACUUCAUCCUGUGUAUCCCUCUUAUACUUACACAUUAUACAUCGAUAUCCUUUACAAGAACGCUUUUCACCACUUUCAUAUAUACAUAUUUGGAGAUACCUAGGUAUGGCUACUAGCCAUGGGGCCCGUAUGCGCGGAGUUAUAUUUUCAGUUUUUUUCCAUUCUUUUUAUUGUAUUGGUUUCAUCUUUUGACAAGACCUCGAUCUUGGAAGGGAGUCGAUUUUAUGCAACGAGCGGACGGACGGAUGGAUACCACGGAAAUUGCUAUUUGUCUCAAAACUUUUGUUUUAUCUAUUUAGGUAUUCGAUCUAAGUCAUUCAAGCGUUUUGAAGUUUUAUUUACCAGAGUUAAACCAACUCUAUAGGAAUCGAUUAGAUAAAUGUAACUACAUUAUCAGAAUUUUAUAGAAAAAGAAAAAAACCUGUCUAUAUGUCCCGUCUACCAAAUUCCUAACCCCUUAGCUGAGCUAAUCAAUACAGCGCAAGCAGAGAGGCGUCCACUCCAGCAAAUAAACAACUAACACAAGCUGUGCCAAUGAGAAAAGGUAUCCCAAAAUGAAGAACAUAAAGAAUAAAAAAUAAGGGGCAUAUACCAUGCGCCUUAGGCCGUUACACAUGCCAUAUAAAGAAAACAAGGUCAUGUACAUGCAAACAAAAUACACUUGAAGUAUAUAGGUUGAAGGCGGGAAGAAAUGGAACGCCGGGGAGUACAUGGAUUUGAUAUAAGGGGAAAGUAUGCAUAGGCAUAAAUAUUUGACGAGGUGAGUCAAUCGUUUUCGAUUGAGUAUUCGGUUGUGUCUAUGUCGUGUAUAUGUAUUAUUUAUGGAUUUUGACGAGAUCAAUCAUUCGUGGCGUGACGAUGAAGGAGCUUGCGACCGAGACUUC